AUGACUACUUCGCUUGACAUCAACGAUCAAGAAGUGACCACUACAAAGAAGAACGGCACCAAUGCACGAAGAGCCGAGAAACCGCCUUAUAGCUACAUUGCGCUCAUCGUGAUGGCUAUUCAGCAGAGUCAAACUAAGCGGAUGACACUUUCAGAGAUUUAUCAGUUUUUGCAACAAAAAUUUCCCUUUUUCAGAGGCACGUAUCAAGGCUGGAAAAACUCAGUGCGCCACAAUCUGUCUCUGAAUGAGUGCUUCAUCAAGUUGCCCAAAAACAUUGGUCGCCCAGGAAAAGGACACUACUGGACCAUUGAUCCUGCCAGUGAGUUUAUGUUUGAGGAAGGCAGUUACCGUCGAAGACCGCGCGGGUUUCGUCGUAAAUGUCAGAGCAUGGCGGCUCAAGCCACCGGAAAGAUGCCAUUUGUGAUGAGCACUACUGCUUCGAUCGCUGCAGGUGCUGCUGCUUCAAAUGCUGUCAAUGCCCCAGCAAUCGCUGGCAGUCAGUCGCAUCAGCAGCAGCAUCAGCAUCACCUCGCCAACUACGCCACCACCACCAGCGGGGCCAACGAUAACGGCCACUCUUCUUCACAAUCAUGCAGCGUCAGUGGUGAACUGAAUGGUGCCGUUGUCGCUGCUGGUGGUAAUGGUGGAAGCGGUGGCGGUGGCGGCGGCGGUAACGGCAUUGGCACCAACAACCUCGACCUGAUCUCCGCGGACUCUGCCCAGCAAGGGGCACUUCAUCGCACCAACUCUGCAUCGCUCUCCUCCACUGCGGCCGAUCAAUUUGAGUUAACCUCUCUGUCGAGCAUGACACCCAGCUCCGGUCACUUUGCCUCUUUAGCUUUGGAUGAAGUUAUCUUGUGUUGCCUCAACAUGUCUAGCCAGCUUUCAAACUAUGUUAUACCCAAGUUUACUGGCGAUAUACUGCGUUCUGAAGAUUCAAAAUUGCUGACCAACAAUGUUGCUGAAAACAAACUUACGUCAACUCAAGGGGAAUACAAAGGAAAACUUGUAAUUAAAGAGAACACUGCUAAACAAGCCACCGGAGUGUGUUUUGUUUGCCGCAAAGAAUCGGAUCUUGCAACAUCAAAUCUGGCCAUUCGUCGCUGCACCUGCAGCAGUGUUUUUCUACAUGAUCAGUGCAUGGUGAAAACCAUUGCGAGUUCUCUAGACAAGCCUUGUCAGAUGUGCGGUCAGUUCUACACUGGCACCAUCAUCAACUCACGUGUCAACAUGCUUUCGCAUGAAUCGAAUCAAGUCUACAUUCGCAAACGCAACGC
This is a messenger RNA of Rhagoletis zephyria (snowberry fruit fly), 1277 nucleotides long. The record is from RefSeq and is a predicted model, not a curated record. Lineage: Eukaryota; Metazoa; Arthropoda; Insecta; Diptera; Tephritidae.